Messenger RNA from Aricia agestis (brown argus), 1594 nucleotides. RefSeq names its product caspase-3 (gene Dronc). Gene Ontology annotation, biological process: proteolysis; regulation of apoptotic process. The coding region runs from base 144 to 1481 and encodes 445 amino acids. Gene Ontology annotation, molecular function: cysteine-type endopeptidase activity. Lineage: Eukaryota; Metazoa; Arthropoda; Insecta; Lepidoptera; Lycaenidae. The record is from RefSeq and is a predicted model, not a curated record. The transcript has 6 exons.
UGUUGUAAAUUACAUACAAUUUACAAUAUUUUUUGUUACUUUUCGGUAAUGCGUGACUCACUGAUGGAUUAUAUUAUACUGUCGUAGAUUGAUAGUAAAGUUAUACUUUUGCUAUUGAUGUUGUGUUGUUGUAUUCAUUUAACAUGGAAGAGGAACACAGAAAAGCAAUUAUUAAAAAUUUUGUAUCCCUUGUGGAGCAAACGGAUUUAAAGAAAAUGGUAUCUGCAUUAUACGAAAAGGGAGUGUUCUCCGAGCAAAUGAUAGAACCAUUUAAUGAUACAAAUAAAGAUGAACGCAGCCGCAAGAGGUUGUUGUAUUCAAACAUUACAAGACGUGGACCUCGGGCUUUUGGCCACCUCCUGGAUGCCCUCUCGGAGUCAGGAUACUGGGAUCUGGUGAGAGAUUUGGACCCUAACAGUCAUCUCCAUAAAAGGCCACGAAGUACUUUCAGUAGUAAAUCCGAUGAAAACCAAUAUGUUAGUAUUAAAAAUGAAAAAAAGAAGACCAAGACUGUAGUUGAACAAAGCAAAGAUAUAGUCAAUGAUUGGCCAACUCCUGCUCCUCGAGAGGUUGCUGAAGUAUCAGAUCCACCUGCAAUACCCAAGUUCAAUGUUAUAAAGUCAACACAUUUCAUGGAAGAAACUGACGAGGGUUCCAAGAUCAAGCUGUACCGCACGCGCGGGCCCAACCGCGGCUACCUGGUGGUGUUCAGUUACAUCGACUUCCGCAACAACACCGACCAGUACCGCGCCGGCGCCGACGUCGACUGCCAAAACCUCAAGUACCUGUUCAUCGAGCUCGGCUUCCGGGUAGCCUCAUAUCAGAACCUCAGUAAAGAGGAGACGCUGCAGACGUUGAAGUCGCUGCAGGACAGCUGCGUGUCGAAGUGCGAGUGCCUGUUCAUCGUGGUGUCGUCGCACGGCUACCCGCGGCGCGGCACGGCCGACACCGACGUGCGCGUGUCCGACGGCGGCCACAUCAGCGUGUUCGGCUUCAUCGACCACUUCAACGACAAGAACUUCCCGGCGCUGCGCGGCGUGCCCAAGGUGUUCAUAUUCCAGGUGUGCCGCGGCGCCAACAGCGACUGGGUGGACGCGCGCGCGCUGACGGACGGCCUCGGCCGCUACCCGCCCCCCGCGCCCGCCGCGCCGCCGCCGCCGCGCCGCGACCGCGUCUACAGCGACAUCCUGGUGGCGCACUCCACGCUGCCCGGCUACGUGUCGCACCGCGACCCGCGCGACGGCUCGUGGUUCAUCCAGGCGUUGUGCAAGGUGUUCGCGGCGCACGCGCACAACACCGACGUCGAGAAGCUGUUCGCGCUCGUCGACGACGCUCUGCGCGACGAGUACCACGUGCAGACUUCCGAGCGCAACAACUGGGGGUUCAACCGCCGCCUCUACCUGCACCCCGGCCUGGUGGAGGGCCCGCCCCCCGCCGCGCACCCCGCGACCCCCGCACCCGCCGCCGCGACCGACACGUGACCUGCGGCGCGCCGUCUCCGUAUCGAACUGAAUAGCGCCACUUUUCUUCCAACAGCUGACGCGUAAUCGUGACAGGCGCAAUAGUAGCAAGGACUGGAAAGUUGGAAACAUUC